This is a messenger RNA of Rhea pennata, 537 nucleotides long. It is a transcript of the gene GRP, whose product is annotated as gastrin releasing peptide. The transcript is spliced from 3 exons. The coding region runs from base 1 to 459 and encodes 152 amino acids. Gene Ontology annotation, biological process: neuropeptide signaling pathway. The record is from RefSeq and is a predicted model, not a curated record. Gene Ontology annotation, molecular function: neuropeptide hormone activity. NCBI's taxonomy places the organism in Eukaryota, Metazoa, Chordata, Aves, Rheiformes, Rheidae.
AUGGGCGGCGGCGGCGACUGCCGGCGGCCCCGCGCUCGGCCCCGCGCUCUGCCGCUGCUGGCGCUGGCGCUGCUGGCGGCGCAGGGCGGCGCGGCGCCGCUCCAGCCCGGCGGCUCCCCCGCGCUCACCAAGAUCUACCCCCGCGGCAGCCACUGGGCUGUGGGACAUUUAAUGGGCAAAAAGAGCACUGGAGAUUUCCCUUAUGUUGAUGAAGAAGAAAACAAGAUCCCACUUUCAGCGUUACCUGAAAAUGUCAAGCAGCUGGAAGACUAUCUGCAGUGGGAAGAAAUGUCCAAAUAUUUGCUAAGGCUGCUGGAAGGAAAUGAAAAUAAAAGUGAUCAUAUCUUAAAAGGAGGGCUUAAAAAGAACACCUGGGAGACAGAAGACAGUACCAGCUGGAAGGAUAUGAUGGAGUAUCUGCUUCAAGUUGUGAAUACGAAAGAAAGCACUCCAAGUUGAAAGGUCUCUCAGCUGCGAAGGAGUGGAAUAAUUUCUGUAAGAGACUAUGUUUCACAAGCCCUCGAUUGUAUUAGAUAA